AUGUUCCAACCGGUGGGAAUCAAGAAGCUCACCAACGUCGCCGUGGUGCGAUUGAAGACGCACGGCGCGAGGUUUGAGAUCGCGUGUUACAAGAACACCGUGCUGAGCUUUCGUCGAGGGCACGAAAAGGACGUGGAUAACGUCCUGCAGACGACCGAGGUGUACGCGAACGUGAGCAAGGGCGUGGUGGCGAGGGACGAUGAACUCGUGAAAGCGUUCGGGCACUGCGAUCGAGGAAAGAUAUGCGUGGUGAUCCUGGAGAGGGGUGAAUUACAAGUGAGCGAACUCGAACGCAAGGCGGAGGCGGAGAGCGCGUUUCGGGAUUGCGUGACGACGCUCGCGGAGAAGUGCGUGAAUCCCUCGACGAAGAUGCCGUAUCCGCCGGGGAUGAUUGAGAGCGCGCUGCGGGACAUACACUUCUCGAUCGAUCCGAAGAGAAGUGCGAAGCAGCAGGCGUUGGAGGCGCUUCCAAAGUUGCAGACAAUUUUUCCAAUUCGGCGCGCAGAGAUGCGGUUCUCGGCGUCGGUUCCGAUCGCGAAGGAGGAGGUCUUGAUGGAUUUUGUGAGGGAAAAUAAUGGGACAAUCGAGUCGAGCGAACGCACCGCGAGCGAAGCGAGCGCGACGUUCACGAUGGACCCGUCGACGUAUCGCCCGCUCGACAAGCUGUGCAAGGACGCCAAGGGACGGCUCGAGGUGGUGACGCUCGCGGUGAUGGAGCAGGCGUCGACGGCGGGCUCUUUCAACGAAGGCACGCUGAGAGCGACCGUGGCUAAGCAGACGGCGAUGGAGAAGGCGGAGGAGGCGUUAGCGAAAAUAGAAAUUAGCCGGCCGGCGACCCAAGUCGUGGUGCCGAAGGUGCGUCGAUCGGAGCAGGUGGAGACGCUCAGCUCGAGCGACGCAAACAUACUCGUUCCGAGAGGGCCGAUCAGCGAGCUUCCAGAGGAGUACGCGAGUCGCAAGGAACGAUUCGCAGACAUAGACACGUAUGAGCCCGGAUGGGAGGUGGAGCUGCGCUCGAGAGAAGGCUCCUCCAUCGUCGACGCCGUCUUUUACUCUCCUCGAGGCGAACUCUGUAAGACGUACGCCGACGCUCGAAGGAAAGCGAUGGUAGCGCUUAAGUGA
This is a messenger RNA of Ostreococcus tauri, 1122 nucleotides long. RefSeq names its product Ribosome maturation protein SBDS, N-terminal. The record is from RefSeq and is a predicted model, not a curated record. Gene Ontology annotation, biological process: cytosolic ribosome assembly; ribosome biogenesis. The coding region runs from base 1 to 1122 and encodes 373 amino acids. Lineage: Eukaryota; Viridiplantae; Chlorophyta; Mamiellophyceae; Mamiellales; Bathycoccaceae. The transcript has a single exon.